Paraglomus occultum is the source of this 261-nucleotide messenger RNA. The record is from the annotation of a GenBank genome assembly. NCBI's taxonomy places the organism in Eukaryota, Fungi, Glomeromycota, Glomeromycetes, Paraglomerales, Paraglomeraceae.
AUGUCUGAAAGAAAUGAAAUGUUGAAGGCUGGGAAUAUUAAAAACCGAUUGGAAGACGACACGAGAAAUACACUGAACGCUAAGAAGGACAUUUGUAGAGACCGUAUCAGGCUCGAGAGCGGAAAACAUGAUGGUAAUCUGUAUAAGUGUCGCUGCCAGUGUGAUGACAGCGAAGGCGAAUGGAGAGGGGGAUCGUUUUUGUUAGUUUUCCUUAUAAGACAUUCAACACCAGUUGUAUUAACUGACGCUAUUGCGUACUAG